CUAGGAGCAAAGAAAGAAGAAAGAAAAGCAUUGCUUCGUCCACGAGAGAAGAAAAACGAACAACGGUUUUAUUUAAAGCAUAUUAAUACCGAAAAAGAAGAGUACACAUAAAUUGAGUUAGUGUGGAGAGUAAACAUUGUCAGCUUCAUAAACAUGAAAACGAAGCUGCUUUUGGUAGCCAUUCAAUUUGCAUGCUUCGUUUCUGCAAUUUUCUCCUUUGGAUCUGAGACACUGUCCGUACUUUCUUUCAUAGAAAAAGAUGCCGUCACAGCAAAACCUUUCUCCUCACCUCAACCUCUUAUGGUGGAUCUCACUCUUGUUGAAGGAGCCGAUUCUAAAGGAGCUGUGUGUUUGGAUGGAACAUUGCCUGGUUACCAUUUAGAUCGUGGAUUUGGAUCUGGUGCAAAUAGUUGGCUUAUUCAUUUGGAGGGAGGAGGAUGGUGCAACACCAUCAGAAACUGUGUCUAUCGAAAAAAUACUCGUCGUGGCUCCUCUAAAUACAUGGAAAAUCAGAUACCAUUCACUGGAAUAUUGAGCAAUAAACCAGAAGAAAACCCUGAUUUCUUUAAUUGGAACAGAGUGAAAUUACGGUACUGUGAUGGGGCAUCUUUCAGUGGAGAUAGUGAAAAUGAGUCUGCACAGCUUCAAUUUCGAGGACAAAAAAUAUGGUUUGCUGCAAUGGAGGAUCUGAUGUCCAAGGGAAUGCAGAAAGCUGACCAGGCCCUUCUCUCCGGAUGCUCUGCGGGUGGGCUGGCAUCCAUAAUACAUUGUGAUGAGUUCCGUAGCUUGUUCCCAAACUCUUCCAAAGUGAAAUGUUUGAGUGAUGCAGGUUUUUUCCUUGAUGCAAUUGAUGUAUCUGGGGGACGCAGCCUGAGGAAUCUGUUUGGAGGGGUGGUUCAGUUACAGGAAGUACAAAAAAAUCUUCCACAAAGUUGUCUCAACCAACUGGACCCAACUUCGUGCUUCUUUCCUCAGAAUAUGGUCAAACAUAUUGAGACGCCAUUGUUUCUACUCAACGCAGCUUAUGAUGUGUGGCAGGUCCAAGCCAGUUUAGCCCCACCUUCAGCUGACCCCCUAGGCUCUUGGAAUGACUGCAAAUCAAACCAUGCAAACUGUAGCUCCUCUCAGCUUCAGUUCCUCCAAGACUUCAGAAAUCAAAUGCUAAAUGACGUGAAAGACUUCUCAAGCUCAUCUCAAACUGGACUAUUCAUAAAUUCUUGUUUUGCUCAUUGUCAGUCUGAGAGACAAGAGACAUGGUUUGCUGAUGACUCUCCCCUUCUUGAGGACAAGCCAAUAGCAGUUGCUGUUGGAGAUUGGUAUUUCGAUCGGGAAGUUGUCAAAGCUAUUGACUGUGCUUACCCGUGUGACAACAGCUGCCAUAAUCUGGUGUUUAAGUGAGCAAAAUUUGUUGUGUGUUACACUUUCAUCCUUGUAAUUGCAACAUUCAUUAAUUAUUAUGGAAAGACCAUUCUUGGCUGAGGAUGCAA
Abrus precatorius (Indian licorice) is the source of this 1487-nucleotide messenger RNA. Its product is annotated as pectin acetylesterase 2. The record is from RefSeq and is a predicted model, not a curated record. Gene Ontology annotation, cellular component: plant-type cell wall. The coding region runs from base 154 to 1398 and encodes 414 amino acids. The transcript is spliced from 12 exons. NCBI's taxonomy places the organism in Eukaryota, Viridiplantae, Streptophyta, Magnoliopsida, Fabales, Fabaceae. Gene Ontology annotation, biological process: cell wall organization. Gene Ontology annotation, molecular function: pectin acetylesterase activity.